AUGUUUUUCUCGUGCUCCUGGAUCCUGGAACUCUUUGAAUGGACACCUUUUAAUUCAAAUCCAAUAGACAGCUUUUUUCAAGGACUUGUCGGUGCAUGUGGAGUAUCAGUUCUCUACAAUCUUUUGAGAGUUUACUACUUCGUUCAGACACACAGUGAUUCUAACACCGACAAUGGAAGCAAACAGAUGUUAUCCUCAUCAGGAUAUUCUUUAAGAAGGAAUUGGAGAGCAGCUUUCCAAUUCUGGUGCCUGACCUUCGUCCUAUCACUGGUGGGCCCGAGGGUUUGUUCACUUAUAGUGCUGGAGUUUUCACUCAGAGCCAUUUCUGCUUGGGCAUCAGCAAGACUAGAUGCUGGCGCAAGAGGUCAAGAUGUGCUCCUAGUCCAGUGUCAGUUUUCCCUGGGCUGCAGCCUCACUUGUACCCUGGUUUUCCUCCAUCAGGGGGCUCCACACAGCUCCCUCAGCUUGUUUUUGGCAGCUGCUCUCAGCUGGGCUCUGGCAGCCUACAGCAGCAGUCUGUUGAGCCAUGUGGUCAGACUCUUCCCACUGCAUAGCAGCAAGCAUUACUGUGGAAGGUGCAUCAGCCUGCUGACCUCCGGACACAAUUUGCUGGCUUCGCUGCAAAGAGCGGUUGUCUUGGCUUUUGCUGUAGGGACUGUGGCUUCCUCAGCUACAGUUUUUCACCACUUUUUGUCCCACAAGGAUGCUAUAAAGUUCUGGACUCCACUGACGCUCUGUUACACUAUGCUGGUGGUAUACACUCAAGAGGAUCAGAAAGGCCCAGAGACCCUUUUGCAUGCUGUGGUGUUGAGACUGGGAGGUUUGCUGGUGCUCAUGAUGACAAUGGGCCACUGGUCUGAUGUUCUUCACAUCCUCAUCACGUUCCUGGGAGAAGCCGCCUGUCUGAUGCCCGCUCAAGAUCUACUUCAGGCUGCGCUUAAGGUCUAUCUGACUCAAAUCAUUCAAUUUCCCCUGUUUUAUUGGGUUUCUGCCUACAAUAUGUAUUUAUAA
Molecule: messenger RNA, 1011 nt
Organism: Menidia menidia (Atlantic silverside)
Lineage: Eukaryota; Metazoa; Chordata; Actinopteri; Atheriniformes; Atherinopsidae
Source: the annotation of a GenBank genome assembly